ACUGAUCGCAGAGAAACACAAGUCUUCUUCUCAUACAAGUUGACAGAUAAACUACAACCCUCUACUUUCUCUGAGUUCCGUUUCUUGUUCAGACAUUAAAGAACCAAGUGAGUUUUGUCUACCUUAUUCCUUAGAAGUAAAGAAGAUGCAGGUCGUCGCCAACUUCGAUUUCCAGCCUUCGCCGUUCUCUCACGCCACCGGUGAGAUGCUCAUUUCUCCGGUAGGCCACCGGGACGAAUCUUUCGUUAACUUCACCGACGCGCUUGAAGGCGCCAGUGAUGACUCGCCUCCUAGCGUGGCCGCGGUGAAAGUACAGAAGGUUUACAGGAGUUAUCGCACGCGCCGGAGAUUAGCGGACUCCGUGGUUGUCGCCGAAGAGCUCUGGUGGCAAGCGAUGGAUUAUGCGAGGUUAAAUCAUAGUACGAUUUCAUUCUUCGAUUACUCGAGACCUGAAACUGCAGUUUCCAAAUGGAAUCGUGUGAGCUUGAAUGCCUCUAAGGUGGGCAAGGGUCUGUCCAUAGUCGACAAAGCUCAAAAACUAGCCUUUCAGCAUUGGAUUGAAGCAAUUGACCCUAGGCACCGGUAUGGACACAACCUACAUGUGUACUAUGAAGAAUGGUGUAAAGCUGAUGCUGGCCAGCCAUUUUUCUACUGGUUGGAUGUUGGAGAUGGGAAAGAUAUGGAUCUUAUAGAUUGUUCAAGGUCGAAACUUAAGCAGCAAUGCAUCAAAUAUCUUGGCCCUCAAGAGAGGGAAGAGUACGAGUAUGUGAUCAUCGAUGGGAAGAUUGUUCACAAGUUAACCGGAAAUUUUCUACACACCAUGCACGGAUCUGAGGGAACAAAAUGGAUCUUUGUUAUGAGUACUUUCAAGAAACUCUAUGCCGGUCUGAAGAAGAAAGGAAGGUUCCAUCACUCAAGUUUUUUGGCUGGAGGAGCGACACUAGCCGCAGGGAGGGUGGUCGUUGACAAUGGAGUCCUCAAGACAAUCUCUGCAUACAGUGGACAUUACAGGCCGUCAGAUGAUAGUCUGGAAACCUUUCUCUCGUUUCUUCGGGAGAAUGAAGUCAGCUUAGACGAUGUUGAGGUGCACAAAGCUAGUGAAGAUUCAGACAAUUACGACGACUAUAUUAAACCCAAUGGAGAUGGAACCAAAUCUUUGAAGAAAGAAUACGCAACGUCAUGCAAUGCAGAGACUGAAACGGAUGAAAACAGUAACGGAACAUUUGAGGAGACUAAAGGGCAUAGUUACCAGAGAACGCUAUCAGGUGGGUUUGAGAGCCCAAAAGAUGACGUUCCACAGAAAGCAAUGCUACAAAGGAUCAACUCAAAGAAACAGUCAAAAUCUUUACAGUUGGGUCAUCAGUUGAUGCUGAAAUGGUCCACUGGAGCCGGUCCAAGGAUCGGUUGUGCAGCUGAUUUUCCGGUUCAGCUGAGAACACAGGCUUUGGAGUUCGUUAACUUAUCGCCUCGAUACCGGACCAGCACGUUGUCUCCGACCGGGAGGCUUGAUAUCUGAUCAUAUGUUUUCCUUGUUCUUUAGUAGCGUUCAUCGUAAUCUUCUGUGACUUGAUUAACGCGUGAGUUUUAUCUAUCUUAUUUUUGAUGUGUGUGUGUGUGUGUGUUUUUUUUAAUGUUUUCCACCUGGGAUGUUGUGAAGCAGACAGUUAAAAAAAAAAAAAAAAAAAAAAAAA
Molecule: messenger RNA, 1691 nt
Organism: Brassica oleracea var. oleracea
Lineage: Eukaryota; Viridiplantae; Streptophyta; Magnoliopsida; Brassicales; Brassicaceae
Exons: 9
Coding region: 146-1516 (456 amino acids)
Molecular function (GO): protein binding
Source: RefSeq, a predicted model, not a curated record